GUGCAAACUAUUUCCACAGUACUAUAAAUAAGGCUGCAGAGUUGAUAGUCUCAAACCAAAGGCGUGGCUGUGUGCAGGUGGACUCCAUCUCAACUUUAUACAAGCAGGACUUUUCUCCUCCGAGGAACUAAAUCACCGCAAACAUGCCUAAAUGCCCCAAGUGCGAGAAGGAAGUGUACUUCGCGGAGAGAGUGUCAUCACUUGGCAAAGACUGGCAUAGACCCUGUCUGAAGUGUGAGAAAUGCAACAAGACCCUGUCGGCUGGCUCACACGCAGAGCAUGAGGGGAAGCCCUAUUGUAACAACCCAUGCUACGCUGCACUCUUUGGACCUAAAGGUUUUGGACGUGGCGGCACUGAGAGCCACACAUUCAAAUAGGCAAUUGCACAGGUUUUUCUCAAGAGCUUGAUUUUUUGUUUUUUUUAUCCACCUAUUGUUAAACCAAAGACAAAUGACCAAAUCAUGUUUUAGAAAGUACUAAUUUGUAUAAUCUGUUUUUAAAAUGUUGUCUGCUAUAGCAGCACACAAUGAUGUUUCAUCGGGGGCACUAGUCAAUAAAGAUCCCUUUAAAAUUAAACUGAACAUUAUAUACAUUAAAUGUAUGUUUUAAACCUC
Molecule: messenger RNA, 614 nt
Organism: Megalobrama amblycephala (Wuchang bream)
Lineage: Eukaryota; Metazoa; Chordata; Actinopteri; Cypriniformes; Xenocyprididae
Gene: crip1
Product: cysteine-rich protein 1
Exons: 5
Coding region: 144-377 (77 amino acids)
Biological process (GO): regulation of gene expression; intrinsic apoptotic signaling pathway in response to DNA damage
Molecular function (GO): zinc ion binding
Source: RefSeq, a predicted model, not a curated record